AUGUUACGUCGCUUGUUAACUCCAUUAAGUCGUACCUCCACCUCGUCUGUGGAUCGUUCCAUCCGCUCCGUUGCGGUCUUGAGCUCGCUUUCAUCCGUCUCUAGUGAUCAAAAUUUAAGUUCCUCAUGGCUCUUGGCUCUCACUACAGGUGCAUUAUGCGUCACCGGUAUCUCUCUCUUCAAAGACCAUCACUCUGCCAAUUCUUGCGGUAUUGUGGGCGUCGUGGGCAAGACGCAGAAUGCUUCAGACUUUUUAUUAGAAGGACUAACUAUUCUACAGAAUCGAGGCUAUGACUCAGCUGGAAUGUCGACGCAGCCAAACGUUAAAGAAGGCGAGAAGGCUCCCAUUACUACGACCAAAUUUGCAUCCGUUGGCACAGCUGAUUCGAUCCAUUUACUGAGAGAGACGAAGACUAAACAUGAAGGAAAUACUUCUGGUAUUGCACAUACCCGUUGGGCUACACACGGUGCCAAGACGGACUGUAAUUCACAUCCGCAUACAGACAUGCACGGUCGUGUGUCAUUGGUGCAUAAUGGCACAUUUACGAAUUAUUACGAGGUUAAACAAGAGCUCUUGGAUGAAGGUGUGGUUUUCUCUUCUCAGACAGACACAGAGGUAGCAGCACAGCUCAUUGGUCAUUUGAUGGGCCAGGGAGCUGAUCUGCUUACAGCAGUGCGACUCGCUCUAAAGAAGCUGGAAGGAACGUGGGGACUCUGUGUUAUGGCACGAGAUGAUCCGGGCAAGAUUGUCAUUGCACGUAAUGGAUCACCCCUGUGCAUUGGAUAUGGAUCUAGUGAGAUGUUUGUGGCCUCUGAGACCACAGCUUUCAGUCGCUACGCCAAGCGAUUUAUCUCGCUCGAGGAUGGUGAGGUGGCAGUAAUCAAAAGUGACUUGGCAGAGCUCAAUCCAAAUGACGACGGUAAAGAAGAAGGCUUUUUGCAACGAUUCCCGACGAGCAGGCUAGCUGUGGCACCGGAUGUGAAGGUGCGACUAUUGCCAACACCGUACCCACACUGGACGCUGCGUGAGAUCAUGGAACAACCGAAAGCUGUGGCGGCGUCACUGGGUUACGGUGGUCGCGUAUCUGAUGACCACGUGUACCUUGGUGGGCUGGAGGCAGAGAAGGAGCGUAUGCUGCAUAUUAAGCACCUCCUUAUUGCUGCGUGUGGUACCUCGCUGUAUGCGAGCAAGUAUGGCGCCAAGCUGAUGCGAUCACUUAACGCGUUUGAAAGUGUGGCUGUAGAAGAUGCAUCAGAAUGCACGAGUGAUCGAUUCUCAAAGAAGGAUGGUGGCCUGCUUGUUGUGUCUCAGUCAGGCGAGACGAAGGAUGUCCACCGCGCCUUGAAAACCGCAAAGGAGCUGCAGCUUGAGGUGCCUACGUUUUCCGUUGUGAACACUGUGGGAUCGCUCAUUGCGCGCACAACGAAAUGUGGUGUGUACCUGAACGCUGGACGUGAGAACGCCGUGGCCAGUACCAAAGCCUUUGUUACCCAAGUUACGGUCAUGGGACUCAUUGCCUCGUGGUUUGCACAAUAUCGUCCCGAUGGUAACCGUUCCAAGAUGACUGCGUUAAUCCAGAGCAUGCAUCGCCUUCCAAUAGCAAUUGGCAUGGCAUUGCGAUCGCGCGACCAAUGCGCAAAGGUUGCUGACAGCUUGUUGUCCGCGGAGCACCUCUUUGUGCUCGGUAGAGGCUACGGUGAGCCGAUUGCAUAUGAAGGUGCACUUAAAAUCAAGGAGAUCACGUACUUGCAUGCUGAGGGCUACCCUGGUGGUGCACUCAAGCACGGUCCCUUUGCACUGAUUGAGGGUGAGAAAGAGGGCAAGUUUGGAGCCACGCCAAUCAUCCUAAUUGUGCUGGAUGACGAGCACGCCACCUUUAUGAAGACGGCUGCUGAAUCUGUGCGUGCUCGUGGUGCUCAUACUAUUAUCAUCACCGACAAUCCAGCAAUGUGCGAGAACAUUGCCGACGAGGUCAUUCCGAUUCCAACGAACGGACCCAUGACCGCGUUGCUCGCGACAAUUCCUCUACAACUUAUCGCUUACGAGCUUGCUGUGCGCAAGGGCAUUAACCCGGACGUACCGCGUAAUCUAGCCAAGGCGGUCACAGUGGAUUAA
This is a messenger RNA of Peronospora farinosa, 2115 nucleotides long. Lineage: Eukaryota; Oomycota; Peronosporomycetes; Peronosporales; Peronosporaceae. The record is from the annotation of a GenBank genome assembly.